Messenger RNA from Staurois parvus, 1143 nucleotides. NCBI's taxonomy places the organism in Eukaryota, Metazoa, Chordata, Amphibia, Anura, Ranidae. The record is from the annotation of a GenBank genome assembly.
AUGGCGGCGCCCUUGGUGAGAGCUGUGAGGAGGCCGGUGUCCGGAAGGAUGAUCAGUACUGCCGCUGCUCUUUGCCGCCGAGCUGCUCCUCUGGGUCCUCUUCCUAAUGAGCAGUUUGAAGGUAAAGACCUGCAGUCUCUCAAGAAAUACCGCAGCUUUAAAAAAUAUAAAAGAGUAGCUGAAGCAGAAAUGAAGAAACCAGUCUGGUGGAAGACAUACAGACAGUACCUGCAGCCCAGAAACGAUGAAGAGUCCGAGAAGGUGGAUAUUGGGCUACCCUAUUUAGUACCCUCUUCAACAAAAUUAAAGAAAGCCCGGAAGGAGAUAUGGAAGGACAUCCACAGUAAUGCAGAACUAGAAAGAGCAGCACGCCGUCGCACAUUGUACAUACCUCUGGAUGAAGUUCGAGCAGAAUGGGAACGAACGUGUGGCCCACAUCACAUCCAGAGAGUGGCUGAACAUUAUGGAGUAUAUAAAGAUCUCUUUGGAGAAGCCACCUUUGUUCCUAGAGUUGCUCUUCGUGUCCAAUAUAAUGCAGGACAUGACACAGUUAUGCCUGUCUAUUAUGGAAAUGUGGUGACUCCAUCUGAGGCCGCAGUGGCUCCAGAGGUGACGUUUGAUGCACAGGAAGACUCUUUGUGGACUCUUCUUAUGACAAAUCCAGAUGGCCACCUGAGGGAUACAGGCUCAGAAUAUGUGCACUGGCUGGUGGGAAACAUUCCUGGGAACCAAGUCCUUUCUGGAGAGGAGAUCUGUCACUACAUUCCCACAUUCCCUGCCAAAGGCACUGGUUACCAUAGAUACAUAUUCAUCUUGUUUAAACAAGAGGAACGCAUUGAUUAUACAGAGGAGAUGCGACCAAACCCAUGUCACAGUCUGAAGCUGAGGACUUUUAAGACCUUGGAUUUCUGUCGAAAAUAUGAACAGAAGAUAACUCCUGGAGGCCUGGCUUUCUUCCAGUGCAAAUGGGAUGAUAGUGUUACCCAAGUGUUCCAUCACUUAUUAAAUAUGAAGGAACCUAUCUUUGAACACCAGUUCCCACCAAGAUAUCACCCGACACAGAAAAAAUUUCCUCACAGUCAGCCUCUCAGAUACUUGGACAGAUACAGGGACUCAGAUGAACCCACCUAUGGGAUUUAUUGA